Python bivittatus (Burmese python) is the source of this 7613-nucleotide messenger RNA. The record is from RefSeq and is a predicted model, not a curated record. Lineage: Eukaryota; Metazoa; Chordata; Lepidosauria; Squamata; Pythonidae.
CAGAUACUUCAAGGCUGAGGAAAAAUGCUGAGCAUCCGGUUGGAAGGAUCAGUGACAACCGAGCUGCUGGUGGUGCACCAAGAGUGGGAACAGUCGUCUUCACUGUGCUAGUCGUCAUUAAUCUGAACUGCCAGUAGUCCCCCCUACCAUUUUGAGAUUGCACAGGAGAACACUAAUAUCCUAGGAAGCAGCCACGUGUAACAGGAUGUUUGGACGAUGAUGAUGGCAAGGAAGCAAGAUGUUCGCAUUCCCACCUACAACAUCAGUGUGGUGGGGUUGUCUGGGACAGAGAAAGAGAAAGGGCAGUGUGGCAUUGGGAAGUCCUGCCUGUGCAAUCGGUUCGUACGGCCAAGAGCAGAUGACUUCCAUUUGGACCACACUUCAGUUCUCAGUACCAGUGAUUUUGGAGGAAGGGUUGUUAACAAUGACCACUUUUUGUAUUGGGGAGAAGUUGCGCGUUCUUUGGAGGACUGUGUGGAAUGUAAAAUGCAUAUUGUGGAACAGACUGAAUUUAUUGAUGACCAGACUUUCCAGCCUCACCGCAGCACUGCCCUGCAGCCCUAUAUCAAAAGGGCAGCUGCAACCAAACUUGCAUCAGCUGAAAAGCUCAUGUACUUUUGCACUGAUCAGCUUGGACUGGAGCAGGACUUUGAGCAGAAGCAGAUGCCAGAUGGGAAGCUCCUGAUAGAUGGCUUUCUUCUCUGCAUUGAUGUCAGCAGGGGCAUGAACAGGAACUUUGAUGAACAGCUCAAGUUUGUUUCAAACCUAUACAAUCAACUCACAAAGACAAAAAAGCCCACAGUGGUGGUUCUGACAAAAUGUGAUGAAGGUGUGGAGCGGUACAUUAGAGAUGCGCAUACUUUUGCCUUAAGUAAAAAGAACCUUCAGGUGGUAGAGACCUCUGCCAGAUCCAAUGUAAAUGUUGACUUGGCUUUCAGCACUUUAGUGCAGCUGAUUGACAAAAGCAGGGGAAAGACUAAAAUUAUCCCUUACUUUGAGGCUUUGAAACAGCAGAGCCAGCAGAUCGCUGCUGCGAAAGAUAAGUAUGAGUGGCUGGUGAGCCGUAUUGUUAAAAACCACAAUGAAACCUGGUCAAAUGUCUCACGAAAGAUGCAAUCCUCUCCAGAGUAUCAGGAUUAUGUCUACUUGGAAGGGACGCAAAAAGCCAAGAAGCUUUUCUUACAACACAUCUGUCGACUCAAACAAGAGCAUAUAGAGCGCAGGAGGAAGAUGUACCUUGCCAUGUUGCCCCUUGCUUUUGACGCCCUUAUUCCAAAUCUAGAUGAAAUAAACCACUUAAGUUGCAUUAAAGCGGAGAAGCUGUUGGAGACUAAGCCAGACUUCUUAAAGUGGUUCGUAGUUCUCGAGGAGACCCCCUGGGACGCUACCAGUCAUAUAGACAACAUGGAGAAUGAUCGCAUCCCAUUUGAUGUGAUGGAUACUCAGCCUGCACAGCAACUCUAUGAGACCCAUCUAGAAAAGCUGAGGAAUGAGAGGAAAAGGGCAGAAAUGAGAAGGGCUUUCAAAGAGAAUUUGGAGACUUCCCCUUUCAUAACACCAGGGAAACCUUGGGAAGAAGCUCGCAGUUUCAUCAUGAAUGAGGAUUUUUAUAUGUGGCUAGAGGAAUCUGUGUACAUGGAUAUUUACAGUAGGCAUCAAAAACAAAUUAUUGAGAAAGCCAAGGAGGAGUUCCAGGAACUGCUCCUAGAAUAUUCAGAACUCUUUUAUGAGUUGGAGCUUGAUGCCAAACCCAGCAAAGAAAAAAUGGGUGUCAUUCAGGAUGUGUUGGGUGAAGAGCAAAGGUUUAAAGCAUUACAAAAGCUGCAAGCUGAACGAGAUGCCCUGAUAUUGAAACACAUUCAUUUUGUCUAUCAUCCAACAAAGGAAACUUGUCCCAGCUGCCCUGCCUGUAUAGAUGCUAAAAUAGAGCACUUAAUAAGUUCCAGGUUUAUAAGACCAUCUGAUCGCAAUCAGAAAAACUUGCUUUCAGAUUCCAAUAUAGAUAGAAUCAACUUAGUCAUUCUUGGUAAAGAUGGACUUGCACGUGAGCUAGCCAAUGAGAUUCGAGCUCUUUGUACAAACGAUGACAAGUACGUGAUAGAUGGGAAAAUGUAUGAGCUCUCCUUGAGACCAAUAGAGGGUAAUGUCAGACUUCCGGUUAAUUCUUUCCAGACGCCAACAUUUCAGCCACAUGGUUGCCUCUGCCUCUAUAACUCUAAGGAAUCCUUGUCUUAUGUCGUUGAAAGUAUUGAAAAGAGUAGAGAGUCAACACUUAGCCGAAGGGACAAUCAUUUAGCGCAUCUUCCUCUUACCCUAAUUCUAGUAAACAAGAGAGGGGAUACCAGUGGAGAAACACUACACAGUUUAAUACAACAAGGUCAGCAGAUUGCUAGUAAAUUGCAGUGUGUAUUCCUUGACCCAGCUUCUGCUGGUAUAGGAUAUGGGCGCAACAUUAAUGAAAAGCAAAUCAGUCAAGUCCUGAAAGGCUUGCUGGACUCAAAGCGCAACUUAAAUCUUGUAAGUUCAACAGCAAGCAUUAAAGAUCUGGCUGAUAUUGAUCUUCGGAUUGUCAUGUGCUUGUUGUGUGGAGAUCCUUUUAAUGCAGAUGAUAUCCUUCUGCCUGUUCUUCAGUCCCAAACCUGUCGGCCUUCUCCUUCUGGAAGUAGUAAUUCUGUGUUACUUGAAUAUCCCAUAGGACCACACAAGAGGCGCAUAGAACUCUCCUUGCUUUCUUUCCAUUCUGCCUUUAGCAUUAGAAAAAGCUGGUUGGUCCAUGGUUAUAUUUUGUUUUACUCAGCUAAGCGUAAGGCAUCUUUGGCUAUGUUACGUGCCUUUCUUUGUGAAGUACAGGAUAUUAUCCCUGUUCAGAUUGUGGCACUCACUGAUGGUUCAGUCGAUGUUCUAGACAAUGAUUUAAGUAGAGAACAGUUAACAGAAGGGGAGGAAAUUGCCCAGGACAUAGAAGGAAAGUUUACAAGCAUCCCAUGCAGUCAGCCUCAACAUAAGCUAGAGAUCUUUCACUUGUUUUUCAAAGAUGUUGUGGAGAGAAAAAACAUCAUUGAAGCUACACACAUGUAUGACAAUGCCGCUGAAGCCUGCAGCACCACGGAAGAAGUGUUUAAUUCUCCCCGGGCUGGCUCCCCUCUCUGUAAUUCCAAUCUUCAGGAUUCGGAAGAAGAUACUGAGCCUCCAACCUACAGCCCUUUCAAAGAUGAUAUGUCCAUGCCCACCUUGUCCAAAGAUCUUUCAAAACUUUCCAUGGAACUGGAGGGGAACGAUGGGCUUUCUGUCUUUUCUGUUAUGAGCACUUUUGAAAGCAAACUGAACAACAAAGUACCUCCACCAGUGAAACCAAAGCCCCCUGUCCAUUUUGAUAUUACCAAGGGGGAUCUCUCUUAUUUGGAGCAAGGACAUAGAGAGGGACAACGGAAACCUGUCUCUUCUAGUAGCUGGCCACCUACUGAUGGCUUUGACCCUUCUGAUUAUGCAGAACCAAUGGAUGCAGUGGUAAAACCAAGGAACGAGGAGGAAAAUAUCUAUUCUGUGCCUCACGACAGUACCCAAGGCAAAAUCAUCACCAUUCGUAACAUAAACAAAACACAGUCCAAUGGUAGCGGCAAUGGGUCAGACAGUGAAAUGGACACUAGCUCGUUAGAGCGUGGUCGCAAGGUAUCCAUAAUUAGUAAACCGGUGCUGUAUCGGACAAGGUGCACGAGACUUGGGCGAUUUGCCAGUUUCAGGACAAGUUUCAGUAUAGGGAGUGAUGAUGAAUUGGGGCCCAUCAGGAAGAAAGAGGAAGACCAGACUUCCCAGGGUUAUAAAGGAGAUAAUGCUGUAAUUCCCUAUGAGACUACUGAUGAAGACCCAAGGAAAAGAAAUAUCUUGCGUAGCUUGAGGAGAACAACCAAGAAACCAAAGCCCAAGCCUCGACCAUCUAUCACAAAGACUACAUGGGAGAGCAACUAUUUUGGGGUGCCUUUGACCACUGUAGUGACCCCAGAGAAGCCCAUUCCUAUUUUUAUUGAGAGAUGCAUUGAAUACAUUGAAGCAACAGGGUUGAGUACUGAAGGGAUCUACCGAGUGAGUGGAAACAAAUCUGAGAUGGAAAGUUUACAGCGGCAGUUUGACCAAGAUCAUAACCUAGACCUUGCAGAGAAGGAUUUCACUGUGAAUGCCGUAGCUGGAGCCAUGAAGAGCUUCUUCUCAGAACUGCCUGAACCCCUGGUACCUUACAACAUGCAGAUUGAGCUGGUGGAGGCCCACAAGAUCAACGACAGAGAGCAGAAACUGCAUGCACUUAAAGAGGUGCUGAAGAAAUUUCCCAAGGAGAAUUAUGAGGUCUUCAAAUAUGUUAUCUCUCACUUGAACAAAGUGAGCCACAACAGCCGAACCAACCUGAUGACCAGCGAGAACCUCUCCAUCUGCUUUUGGCCCACAUUGAUGAGGCCCGACUUCAGCACCAUGGAUGCCCUCACCGCCACGCGCAUUUAUCAGACAAUCAUCGAACUCUUCAUCCAGCAGUGCUCUUUCUUUUUCUACAGCCGGCCCAUCGUCGAGCCCCCAGGCGCCACUCCCAAUUCUCCCUCGGCCAUCCCCAUCAGCACACCUUUCCUGUCCUCCACACCUGUGAUAACCCAGCCGUCUCCUCCGCAGACGCCUCCACCUUCGCCCCAGUCUCCUCUCCAGUCCCUUCUGCCCCCCCAGCUUCAGGCCGAGCAGCACACACUGUGAACCAAGGCCCAGUCAGGAAGAAAGGUCUGCUUCCGUUCUGGCGCAUAGAACAAGACUGGGAAGCUGCUCCACCCUGGCAUCUCUUGGCCCUCUCUCUCCUCCCAUCAUUUGGUUACAAACUUCAGUUGGGCUAAGCAAUGGCAGGCUGGCACAUUGGACCCCUCUGAAGCCUCGUUCUGCCUCGGUGCCUGGCAUGGGAGGGCACGCCAAGUCUAGGAGGAGGAUGUUGUUCUCAGUGGGAAGAGAUUUGGACCUCUCUUUCCAGGCAGAAUCAAUUCCAUCAGGAUCUACUCUGACCCCAAGCAAGGCUGCAGAACGCAAGCGAACACUGCCAAGUUCAGCUGGGCAGGGUUAGCCCAGUGGCUUUGGACCAGUCCCUUCUCGGCCUCAAUCAGUGCGUGAACAGAGAGGACUGUUGGAGCAAGAGGCGUCCCCCCUCCACCAAGCACAUUCCAGGAACGAUUAUAACUGAGGCCUAUCCUGCAGUGCUGGACAUCUCACCUGGGUUGGGGACCAUACCUUUUAAUUUAGACCAAUUUGUACCACCCCAGUAGUAGCUCAGAAGAUCCGAAUCAACUCAACUGAAACAAAGGCUGGAAUGUAACUUCCUCUUGACCUUAAUGUCAGGACCAGUCUCAAAAGUGGGAAGAAGAGUCCUGAGAAUUUGUGGCUGGCAGUUUCCUGGGCAGGGCAGGAUGACGGCAGUCCAGCCUUGCUGGCCGUGCUGUCUUCAUAUGACAAAUCAUGGCACCUCUCUCACUACCCUCUUUCCCCAACCUCGAAGGAUAUUGGUGUUAGCACUUAACAGAGGAGAGAGAGACGAGAGAAGAAAGUGCAUGUCCAUUUGCAAAGAAUGUUGAUGUUUUGCUGUCUGGCCUGGGGUUUGACUCCUUUGGAACACUACAUUGACAGAAACACUGUUGUUAAUUUUGGUGUGCGUGCGUGUGCCUGAUUGGAAGCAAGUGGUUAGAAGGGCGGGGGGAAGCAUUGCUAGUGAAGAGAGAGAAGUGCAAGCCUGUAGACUUCCCUUUCUUUCUCCUUGAAAUUGGAAAAGGCAAGCUAAGAGACAGCACCAGCGGAAUAUUUGGAAGGCUUCCUGCUGCCGUUUCACUCGGGUCUCUUGGAGUAGCUGAAUAAACUUGUGUGGGAGACGCAGAGCCUGGAAAGAUCUGUUAAAAAGAGGGUUAAAGGGGGAAAACAAAGGGUUUGUUUCUGACCACUUUGGUGCAAAUGCUGUAAAUGCCCCCGGGCUGAGGGGGAAGCUCUUAGCCAGCCUCCUUUUGGGAGUUCAGAGCGCUCUGCCCUGUCAGAAAGGUGGCAGCAGGUUAGGGGGUGACCGCCAUGCCAUGAGAAAGAGAGUCUGAUUGGAAAUUCUUAAAACCUUUGAGUGGAGCAUCCACAGUGAGGUUUGUUGCCCUGCCUACAACCCUGAACCCUUGCCAGCCUGCCACCGUGCAGUGCCGCCACCCCCCAGCGCCUUCCCAAGCGGCUGUGUCCACUCUCUUCCCAGUCGCUGUCAAUGCGUGGCCGGCACGUGGAGGGAGAGGCUGAUGCGCCAGGGGAGCCCCUUGCCCUCUUGCUCUUCUCUCUCACCCUGGAAGCCCCCGACUGUUCCUCUCAGCCCUUCAGCCUGUGGCCAUUUCCCUCUUUUCCUAGCCGAGGCUUGUGCUGGGUCUGCGCACAGCUUGGCGUUGCUCCUGGGCUCGUGUGAGCCUCCCGUUGAGGGAAACACUAGAAACGAACCACUAGGGAUCACCGGUCAGGGUUUCCGCACCGUGUAUGUGAAUGGGGAUUGUGUAUCAGCAGUGCCUGGUAAACUGCCCUGUUUGUGUGAGUGUGGGUGUGUGUGUGAGGGAGAGGGAGUGUGGGGUGUGGGUAUAUUUGUUCUCAUUAACAGGGCAGUUUUAACUGGAGUUUCCAUGGUACCACUGGGAGGACAGGGGAACAAUCCCUACUCCACCCUCACUGUCUUUUCGCACUUUAAAAUGAAACCUGUGGUUUAUUGCUGUUUUUAGCCUUUCAAGGAUAUUUGUGUUACAUUCGUUUGGUGGGAGUGCAAUUCCGGCCCUUCUCCCACCCGCCCCUCCUUCCCCCAAAUUACUCUUCCGCUUCCAUUCUGCUUCCUGGUACCCAGAGCCCCGUCGUCAGCAGACUCUCUCUCUCUCUUAUAAAUAAGCUGAAUUAUGUACUCCUUAUUUUAGAACCACAUUGAAAAGUUGUGUCUGUGUCAGAAUCGUGUGCUUGAAAGCCUCUCUUGCAAGCAUUCCUCCCUUGUUUUAUACUCUCGUGCAUUAACGAUGAAGCUUUUGUGUAAAUAAUGGAAAUGGUUUGUUUUAGAUGCUUACAAGGAAAAUGGAAUUAGCCCACCUCCCGUCAAUUAUGCAUGCGCGACGCGAAACAAACAAGCAGUCUUGCAGGGAGGAGGCUGAGGAGGCUGGAAAAGUUCCGUUCUGACUUUCUCCUUGGUGAAAAAAGGAGGGCUGAUGUCUCCCCCCACCCCCCAGCUGCAGUCUUCAGCUGUUGACCCAAAUGGGGUGUGGGGCGCACUGUUUCUUACCUGGAAUGGGGCUCUGUUGAGCAGCAGUGUGCGCUUCUGUGCCUUCUUUGGGGGUGUGCUGAAGUCUCCCUUAGACGGUGCUCUUGCUAGCAGCCCUUGGGAUUAGGGAAGGCAGCUGACCUUGAGUCCUCCCUUAAAUCCCAAGUUUGGCCUUGUGUGCGGCCAUUCGGACACGUGUUUGCUCUGAGGCCCCUGACGUAGCACCCAGCCUGGGAGACAACAACCUGAGACUGGAACUUGAUGUUGGCCGGGGAGAGGAAGGGCCGGAGGCUGUCCUGCGGUGGUCAGUCUGUGGCCUCAGUUGCUGUGCUUAAGACUGGGGGGG